CUGCCUUUGUUUCAGAAUAGUUUCAGCAUCAAUUGCCUGUGGUAGAUCCUUUUGACAUCUUAACUCUUUGAGUUUAUGGAUACACAUGAGAAAAUUCUUAAACGAGAGCAUGCUGCUUCUGUUGACUAGUAAAACAUUUACGUGGCAGAGAGAACAUGUGAAACACCAGCCUUCCUCACCUGGAAGAGAAAGACCAUGAGAUCUGAUUUCUAUCUACUUGAUCAGACUCUUAACGUAGGACUGACUGCCUGGAUCCAGACCCAGCACUCCAGGGUAAUCAGAUUCCUCACAAGAAGGAGAUUCUAAUUUCGGAUUCCUUGGUGGAGAAAAACAAAACACUCUGGUCUUGCUUCCAAUGAUGCAAGUGUGAUUGUUGGCGUCUUCAUGAGCUCCAGAGGUCACAGCACGCUACCACGGACUCUCAUGGCCCCUCGGAUGAUUUCUGAGGGAGAUAUAGGAGGCAUUGCUCAAAUCACCUCCUCUCUCUUCCUGGGCAGAGGCAGUGUGGCCUCCAACCGGCACCUCCUCCAGGCUCGUGGCAUCACCUGCAUCGUUAAUGCUACCAUUGAGAUCCCCAAUUUCAACUGGCCCCAAUUUGAAUAUGUUAAAGUGCCUCUGGCUGACAUGCCUCAUGCCCCCAUUGGACUAUACUUUGACACAGUGGCUGACAAGAUCCACAGUGUGAGCAGGAAGCAUGGGGCCACCUUGGUGCACUGUGCUGCAGGGGUGAGCCGCUCGGCCACUCUCUGUAUUGCUUACCUGAUGAAAUUCCACAGUGUGUGCCUGCUGGAGGCGUACAACUGGGUGAAAGCCCGGAGGCCUGUCAUCAGGCCCAAUGUAGGCUUCUGGAGGCAGCUGAUAGACUACGAGCGCCAGCUUUUUGGGAAGUCGACAGUUAAAAUGGUACAGACACCUUAUGGCAUAGUUCCAGACGUUUAUGAGAAAGAGUCCCGACACCUGAUGCCUUACUGGGGGAUUUAAUGCCGCCAAAGCCUGCAUCAGCAGCCCCUUGAGCAGUACCAGCAUCUGCUACACACCGUCUGUUCCCUUCUUCACUUUUCUUUUCACAUGGUUGACUUUUGGUUCUCCCUGAAGUGUUUUUUACACUGGGUAUUCAAGUUUAUUUUGAGAGGGAGGGAGGGGAGGAACAUAAGGGGAAUGCAUACAUUGCUAGUAACAUUUUUAACACUAACAUUUUGGAAUAGUGUUUAUGAAAAUCUUUAACUGGCUUUUAAUCAUUUUUAAUAAUUUGAACAGUUUAAUAAAACUGUUUGGUUUUGCUCUAUUCUGAAUUCCAUGCCUUUUGGCAUCAUGACAGGUGCAGGAGGAGCUCAGUGCAAAAAUCACUUUGGGCCCUGAUUAACCCUUUAGAGACAAGCUUUGCCUACGGCUGCUGACCACACAAGUGCUUAGGGAAGAUUGAUACCAGCUUCAGUCUCUACUGGCCUCUUUCCUUUCCCUUCUAUUAUUUAGUAACUUUGUAAGUUAAAAAAAAAAAAUCCUUUAUUAUUGAGCUGUUAAUUAUAAUAAAAUCUGCUGCAAACAUCCUCUUGGAAUCAAUGUGCCCCAGGACUAUAUUAGCAUUAUUUUUAAUAAACCUAUCUGCUUACCACGUUAUAAUUUUUACUAAGAAGAA
Molecule: messenger RNA, 1636 nt
Organism: Pteropus alecto (black flying fox)
Lineage: Eukaryota; Metazoa; Chordata; Mammalia; Chiroptera; Pteropodidae
Gene: DUSP14
Product: dual specificity phosphatase 14
Exons: 3
Coding region: 385-981 (198 amino acids)
Biological process (GO): protein dephosphorylation
Cellular component (GO): cytoplasm
Molecular function (GO): MAP kinase tyrosine/serine/threonine phosphatase activity
Source: RefSeq, a predicted model, not a curated record